Messenger RNA from Panicum virgatum (switchgrass), 1182 nucleotides. Its product is annotated as disease resistance protein RPP13-like. The transcript is spliced from 2 exons. NCBI's taxonomy places the organism in Eukaryota, Viridiplantae, Streptophyta, Magnoliopsida, Poales, Poaceae. Gene Ontology annotation, molecular function: ADP binding. The record is from RefSeq and is a predicted model, not a curated record. Gene Ontology annotation, biological process: defense response to other organism. The coding region runs from base 1 to 1182 and encodes 393 amino acids.
AUGACGGAGCUCACCAUUACGGCUUCCAAGACGGCGAUUGAGGCGUUGGUGAACAAGGUCAAGUCCGCAGUCAAGGAGGAGGCGGAGCUGUGGCAGAUUGUGCAGCGUGACUUGGUGUUCAUCAACGACGAGUUCGAGAUGAUCGAGUCAUUCCUCAACGCCGCCGACCGUGAUUGGGUCAAGAACAGCGUGAUGAGGACCUGGGUGAGACAAGUCUGGGACCUUUCCUAUCACUUGGAGGACUGCGCUGAGUUAGUCUACCACCUGGACACGAAGCGUCCAUGGUGGAUGUUUUGUGUACGGUUGCUGCCAUCCUGCUGCAAAUCUGCAGCCGCGCAGCCCCUGGACGAAGCGGUGGUCGAGAUAAAGCUGCUUAAGGCCCGGGUCGAGGAGGUGAGCCAGAGAAACAUGCGCUACAACCUCAACGGCAACUCCGGCUCCGGACCCGUCGUGCAGAUGCAGCAGACGAGUGCUGCCAACACAAGAACAUUUGAUGUUCUCGACACCAUUAAGAAGCAUAGCAGCUUCUUGGAUCUCACCAAGUUGAUUGCCAAGGAAGGCAAUGACCUUCAAGUGAUCUCCGUGUGCGGAGCAGGAGGUGAUCUUGGGACAACAUCGAUAAUCAGGAAGGCGUACGAUAAUGCAAGAAUCAACAAAGACUUCAAAUGUUGUGCGUGGGUUAAGCUGGUAUAUCCUUUCAAUCACCACGAUUUCAUCUGGAAUUUGUUGGCUCAGUUCUACACAAACUACUCUUGCCAGCAAGAACAGGGAGGAGCAAUGAAUGCACAUCCCUUAUCUAGAAUGGAGGCGUCUUCGUCUGAUCUUGUCAAGGAGUUUGUGAACCUUGUAGAUACACAACGGUAUCUCAUCAUCCUGGAAGACCUAUCUUCCAUGGCUCAGUGGGAUACCAUCAUGUCCUACCUGCCGGAUAAGAAGAAUGGGAGCCGAAUCGUCGUGUCAACCCAGCAGCUCGAGAUUGCGAGUCUCUGCAUGGGGAAGCCAUACCAAGUAUCAGAACUGACGCAGUUCUCAGCUGAUCACUCUGUCUGGGUCUUCUUCAAGGAGGAAAGCCGGGAACAUACAAAGUACCAAUGCACUGACGCCUACUUUUAUACCGUCGGUUCAACCCGUGCUGAAGACAAUGCCGAGGCAGCCAUCUCCAACUCCAAAGAACCUUCUUGA